AUGACUCGCACACUGUUCGCUCUUUUAGCGCUCGCCGCCCUCGCACUCGCCUCCGCCGAUUCGCCGCGACCCCGCCUAAUCGACUUCAACCCUUGGUCUUGGCUACCCAACAACCGCAAUAAAUCCCCGUCCAUCAUGGACUACUUCUUUCCACCAUCCAGGACCCCCAAACAGUCCAACCUAGACCCACCCGCUGACAGACAACCUCCCCCUACCCUACAAACCACAUUAGACGACACCCCAACGAUGACAACCCUCCAAGAAAGGGAACGUCCCACUACGUUAGCCAGAAAAUCCCAUAACAAAGUCAAAACAACCCCCGCAGUCCGACCAACCGCGUCCACGCCCCCAAAAACUAAAAAAUCGACACAUAAAAUUUUCGCUACUGAUACGACUGUUGAAGCCAAAACAACACAAACAUCAAAAACGGAAACAUUGCCACCUACUACAAAUAUCGUAACCACUACCGCUAAACCGCCGAAACGUUACACUAUUAGGCCAGUGAGGACCACAGAGACUCCAACCGUACAGGAUACGGAAUCGACAAUCAAUACGAAUAGCGACAGCACAGAGACUGUUGCUGGAAUCGAUACAUCUGGUACGACAGCUGAUAUAACAAAGGAUACUGCCCAAACUUUGACUACUGUUGUUGAGACGCGGCCCACCGAUGGGACAGCCAGCACUGGAGAGGAGUCUACGACGUUGACAGAUAGUACCGUGACGGAACCAGCAGACAGUCGGGAGGGCUACUUACCAUUGCGAGACAAACCACAGCAAAAUCACGUCAAGAUCAACGAGCAGACGAAUAAAGAGACGGUGCCUUUGCCUGCGGGAUCUACUUCGGUGUUAGCAAAGCCUACGAAGUACCAUUACUAUCCUCACAAUCAACACAUUUAUCUACUACCGGAAUGCGCUAUUCAACAGGUGUGUAACGCGGUUUACGUACGGUUAAAUUAUACGCAGCCAUUAUGCGCGUGCCCAGCUCGGUACAGAGAUCCCUGCUCCGCCAGUCUGAAUGCAGACGACCUGCAUACCACGCGCCUUACCACAGAUUCCAAAAAGAAGUACGCAAAGAAGGCGGUGACACUGGUGAAGACAUGCGAAGCUGUAUCUGAGAUGCGAGAAUGCCGUGCGCCAAGAGACUGGUCCCUUUUAGCAUUGCAAAACAUUAGGACGGGCAAGUCACACUAUUUAGUGAUAUGCAGAUGUCCAGACACACAUAUACUAGAGGGGCCGAUGUCUCACGACCAACCAACGUACGCGUCGGUACCUGGAAUAAGAGUUUAUGGCAUGAUGUGCGUGCGACAGACCACAAGCUAUCACUCCGGUUACAGCUCAAACAGAUUCCCAGCCGGCGUUCAAAGCACCACGAGCACAUACAAGGUGGACUAUUCUCAGCCCCACUCGUACGACAAGCCCGUCUACAACCGAUACCAGUCGCAUAGUUAUUUAGAUUCAAACUAUUACAAUAGGAGAUCUAGAGCUGCACGCGAGAGGCGAACGACUUCAGAAUACCCGCCUUUCCCAUGGUAUAAAGUAAAAGAAUUGGCACGAUCGUUGCAUUGGAUCAAUUAAGAUGAAACUAAUGUUAUUGUUAGAAAAAAGUAGGUUGGGUUCAAGAC
Molecule: messenger RNA, 1622 nt
Organism: Pararge aegeria (speckled wood butterfly)
Lineage: Eukaryota; Metazoa; Arthropoda; Insecta; Lepidoptera; Nymphalidae
Gene: dsx-c73A
Product: protein esc1
Exons: 6
Coding region: 1-1575 (524 amino acids)
Source: RefSeq, a predicted model, not a curated record